GCCUACAGUUUUGGGCGAACUACAAUAGCCAACUUAAAAUCUGGUAAUAACCUGCUGUGGCUGCACACUACAUUUGCCUUCUUCUAUCUGUUACUGACUGUGUACAGCAUGAGAAGACACACAUCAAAGAUGCACUACAAAGAGGACGACUUGGUGAAACGCACUUUAUUCAUUAACGAGAUCGCAAAAUAUGCAGAAGAGAGUCAAAUAAAGCAGCAUUUUGAGAAAGCAUAUGAAAACUGCAUAGUUCUGGAUGCUCGCAUUUGUUACGACGUUGCCAAGCUUAUGUCCCUGGAGUCUGAAAGGAAAAAGGCAGAACGCAGCAAAAAGUUCUACACAGACCUGAUGGCCAAGGAACACAUGCCCACUAUGAUUAACCCCAAACCCUGCGGCCACCUCUGCUGCUGCAUCAUCGCGGGCUGCGAGCAGGAAGAGGCUGUGAACUACUACACUAAGCUUGAGGCCAAACUGAAGGAAGAAUACAGAAAAGAACGAGAAAAAGUCAACACUAAACCUCUGGGAAUGGCGUUUGUUACCUUCCAGAAUGAAGCAAUGACAGCCCUCAUCCUGAAAGAUUUUAACGCGUGUCAGUGUCAUGGCUGUCACUGUCGACGAGAGCCAAAGUGCUCCCCCUUCAGCAGCCUCCUCAACACAAACAACUGGACAGUCACAUACGCUCCAGAUCCACAGAAUGUUUACUGGGAGCAUUUGUCCACUGGUGGCCUCAACUGGUGGCUCCGCUGCUUUGUCAUCAACUGCUUUCUCUUCAUCUUGCUCUUUUUCCUCACCACCCCUGCCAUCAUCAUCUCCACCAUGGACAAGUUCAACGUCACCAAACCCGUGGAGUACCUGAACAACCCCAUCAUCACUCAGUUCUUCCCCACCCUGCUGUUGUGGUGCUUCUCGGCCCUUCUCCCCACCAUCGUCUACUACUCCGCCUUCUUUGAGGCCCACUGGACACGAUCUGGAGAGAACAGAACCACCAUGCACAAAUGCUACACCUUCCUCAUCUUUAUGGUUCUGCUGCUGCCAUCUCUGGGACUGAGCAGUUUGGAUGUUUUCUUCCGCUGGCUCUUUGACAAGAAAUUCCUCGACGAGGCAAAAGUCCGAUUCGAGUGUGUCUUCCUUCCAGAUAAUGGAGCUUUCUUUGUGAACUAUGUCAUCGCGUCUGCCUUCAUUGGUAAUGCCAUGGAACUGUUACGCAUUCCUUAUUUCCUUAUGUACAUGAUCCGGCUGUGUCUGGCACGUUCAGCUGCAGAGAGGCGCAAUGUGAAGAAGCAUCAAGCUUAUGAGUUCCAGUUUGGAGCUGCUUACGCCUGGAUGAUGAAUGUCUUUACUGUGGUCAUGACCUACAGCAUCACCUGUCCAAUUAUUGUACCAUUUGGACUGAUGUACAUGCUACUGAAGCACCUGGUGGACAGGUAUAACAUGUAUUAUGCCUACCUGCCCUCCAAACUGGAUAAGAAAAUCCACUCUGGAGCUGUCAACCAGGUGGUGGCAGCACCCAUCCUCUGCCUUUUCUGGCUGCUCUUCUUCUCUACUGUCCGUACAGGUUUUGUUGCUCCAACAUCAAUGUUUACCUUUGUGGUUCUGAUCAUCACCAUCAUCAUUUGCCUCUCCCACGUCGUCUUCGGCCAUUUCAAAUACCUCAGUGCGCACAAUUACAAGAUCGACAUGGACGGUGUGGACAAUGGACGACCACCGGAUUCAUCUCCACCUGUCAAGUCUGUGACGUACGUUGCCCAAGUGCUACAGGACCCAAACACAGACGAGACAGGAAGUGACGAGGGGCAGGGGUCGUCGCAGGAUGAGGAGGUGGUGAACGAGGGUGAUUUCCAAUCAGGAGAGGACAGCCUUAUUGAGAACGAGGUGCACCAGUGACCCAGGCAGGGCCACGCCAGGUGCUGAACUUAGAGAAACUAGCAGGACUUCAACAUGCACUGCACCUCACCACACUUACUGAGCUUGUGAAUCCAUCACAGCUGACAGCUAAAACACUCAUUUAUCAUUGAGGCUUGGAGACAGGAUGGCCAAUUGUCAGGAAUAUGGAGUGGCUUGUGAUUGUACUCCAACUAUUAGAAACUGAGUUUCAUAAUUCUUAUUUACAUUGGUUACCCUGUUCGCACAACGUUUCUUGCCGUUACAAGCGCAUGUCUAGUAAAUAAAAAUUUGAAUUGACCUAUGUUAUGAUGAAGAAAAACCGCUAUAGUGCUAUCUCAGGUGGGCAGGAAAAUUGUAUAUUAGGGUGGAUAUCACAAAGACGCAUAAAGGUCAGAUUUCACCUCCAAAUCUUUUGCAUAAAGAAAAUAUAGAAAGAUUUCUUAGGAAAUGAGUUACAUAGGAUACUGGUCAACUAAACAGUUUGGUGAGAGUUCAAACAAAAAUAGAUAUCUAUGAAUUAACCAAUCAGAAUCAAGUAUUUCAGACAGCCAUGUGAUCAUUUACAAUCUUUUUUUUUUUUUUAGAGCUUUAGCAACACCCCACGUUAACCAUCUGUAGUACACAGAAAUACUAUCACAGAUAGUUUAUCAAAUUUUGUGAGAAAUCAUACAUAUUAGAAAUGCUUGUGGAAUAAACAUCAGUUAUAAUGACAGACAGUUAAUCAGAAUGUUUCUGAAAGUUUUGAGUUUUGGUUUGGAAACAAAAUGUUAUUUUCUUCGUCCCAGCUGAAAUGGCACUAUAGCACAAUACUUUUGGAGAUGAGCAAAUUAAUUCACGCAACUUUUAUUCUUCUUUACCAAAGCGAGUGUACUGUAUUUAACAUAAAGACUAUUACUAGUCCCUCUUGUUGGAAAACACAGGAUCGAAAAACUCACUCCAGCCUGCUAAAUUAACCGAUUGUGAGGAAAACAGCCGCCGAACACUAAUUGUCUAAUCAGAUACUUGAACUGGAAAAGCCACUUUUAGACUGUCUGACAGACUCAAAGCAAAUCCCCAUCCCUGGAACUAUUCUCUUACGUCCACCCUUACAUCUUCUGCACAUCCAGUGUUUAAAUGUAAACCUACGCAUUGCUAAAGCAUACUUGCGCUAUGCGUAGUAUGACGCUACUUUCUGAAUCAGGCAUCAGAUGGACCAAUUUUAAAUUGUGUUGCUCUACUGUGGAAUGUUCUGUCAAUAACUGAUACUGUAGCUAAAAGAAGAGCAAAUUCCCUAUGUGGACUUAAAUGUGGAAUUUGUGAAUGUGAAUAUAUUUUUCUUUUUUGUUAUGCAUGGGUAUGAAAUAAUAGUUUCAUCAGGUUUUGUUGACUUAAUUGUUUUUCUUUUUAUUGCCACUAACAAGUGAUGUACACAAUACCAUUUUUGAUCACUUACUCAUAAACACUGUAAAAAGUGCAUGGGAAACAUCAUCAGAAAUCACUGAACAUCCUAAAAAUUUGGUUUAUGAUGAUAGCCAGAUCUCAUUGGGUCAUAUCAACAUGUGUCCUAAAUAAGACCUUCUUUAUUGCAAUAGUGGUGUGUUCCUUUGUAAUUUUACAAGUGAACUGGAAAUAACAGACUCCGUUCCAUGGUUCUUCUUACCUAGCUUUUCGCUGACACUCUUGCAGUUGUGAGCUUAUUUGACUAGGUUCAUGCAUCAUUUAGUGGUUGAAGUCUGAAAAAAAAAGAACACACAAAAACUAGUACAUUGACCACUAUUUUUUAACAACUACACUCUUUAUAUCUGGUUUGUCACCAUGUUCAGACAUUUUUGCCACUGUGUCCAUUAUAUACAUAUUGCAUUUAUGCUCUCUGUGCAUUGCUGAAAAUGCAAGUCAGAACUGGAAACAAAAUAUUUUUUAGUUUUUCUCUCAAAAUAAGCUGACAAAGGCUGUGCCUGAGUACUUGCUUUUUUUUCUUUGUCCAGCCUCUAAUUGGUUGACCUUUCCUGCUAGUGGACCUAAAUAGUUCUCAUUGUGUCGUUUAUUGUUUACAGAAAUAGCAAUGCAGUGUUUUUAACUGUCAUUUUCUGCAACAAAUGUUAACUUGAAACAGUUGUCGGGUGUAUGUAAACUUGUGAAAUUAGAACAUUAGUGAUAUUUUUAGUUAAUUUAUGUAAAUCACACUAAUCUACCAAUCUAUCACUGAGGAGCUUUGUAACCGUUAAAUGCAAAUAACACUGUAGGCUAUGCACUUCAUGUGGAAUAUGUUAUAUUAUCAUGGUGUAUGUAACAAUAUCAAGCCAUUUUUGUCAGUGAUCUCAUUUGGAUAACAUUGAGUAACUGCAGUGCUUUGUCGGUCUGAUGCUCUUGCUGCUUAGAUACUGUAGGUGAUGACCAUAUGACUGCAUCCUGGAUCUAUUUAAGGAAAAACACUGUCCUCAAGCAUGAUGCGGCAAUAAUUUAUUUAUGCAUCUUUAUAGGCUUUUCUCAUUUGUUACAGAUGCUGUCCACAAUAUUUAUUUCUUUUGUCUAUUACUUUUCCUUGUUUUGAAUUAACCGGCCAUUGGCCUGGAGUGAAGUGGUUAAAUCAGUGUAAUAUUUUUGUAAAUAGAAGCAUUGCACUGCUCUUGGAACACUAAACUAUAUUUACAUUUGUACAGUUUAGCCAGCAAAACCAUGUACAGUCAACCAUGAAUUGUUUGCUUUUGUCCAUUCAGAUUUCCCUUAAGAUCGUACUUUUGCUUGCGAUUGCUGUUUUUAAUAGUUUUGUAUCUCAACCUUCCCUCAAAUGAUCUUUUGUACAGUGUCAUCCUCGAACUCUUCCAUGUCUUUGAACAAUAAAAUAGACUGACA
Sinocyclocheilus rhinocerous is the source of this 4713-nucleotide messenger RNA. Its product is annotated as CSC1-like protein 2. The record is from RefSeq and is a predicted model, not a curated record. Lineage: Eukaryota; Metazoa; Chordata; Actinopteri; Cypriniformes; Cyprinidae. Gene Ontology annotation, molecular function: calcium-activated cation channel activity; nucleic acid binding. The coding region runs from base 109 to 1881 and encodes 590 amino acids. Gene Ontology annotation, cellular component: plasma membrane. The transcript is spliced from 17 exons.